AAAUCUCUCUCUCUCUCUCUCUCGUGUUUGGCCAUUUGCGCCUCCUUAAACCCUAAUAGGGCCAUAAAAACCUAAACCCCGAUAAAACCCUCUACCCAUUUUUCCGUUCCAUUCUCCGGUCAAUUAACUUUGAUUUUCCACUGUAAAAUGGCGGCCGCUGUGUUGCUCAGAUCUCUCCGUCGCCGUGACCUCUCCGUCGCUUCUCUCUCUGCCUGCAAAUCUUUAACUGGAAAUGCCAAGUCAUCAUGGGCUACCUCGCAUUUAGGUAACAAAUGGGCUAGUUUGGUCAGGCCAUUCAGUACGUAUCCGGCUGGGAACGAUGUCAUAGGAAUUGACUUGGGUACCACAAACUCAUGUGUUUCAGUUAUGGAGGGCAAGAGUCCUAAAGUGAUUGAAAAUUCUGAGGGAUCUCGGACCACACCAUCAGUGGUUGCCAAUAACCCAAAGGGAGAGCUUCUUGUGGGAACUCCAGCUAAACGUCAAGCUGUGACCAACCCAUUUAACACAGUGUUUGGGACCAAGCGUCUCAUUGGGAGACGUUUUGAUGAUCCCCAGACACAGAAAGAAAUGAAAAUGGUUCCAUAUAAGAUAGUCCGGGCUCCCAAUGGAGAUGCUUGGGUUGAAGUCAGUGGGAAGCAAUAUUCUCCGAGCCAAAUUGGUGCAUUCAUCUUGACUAAGAUGAAAGAAACUGCUGAGGCGUACCUUGGAAGGAGUGUUACAAAGGCUGUGGUCACUGUACCUGCUUAUUUCAACGAUGCUCAAAGACAAGCUACGAAGGACGCUGGGCGAAUUGCAGGCCUUGAUGUGCAAAGAAUCAUCAAUGAGCCUACCGCUGCUGCACUUUCCUACGGUUUGAACAAUAAGGAAGGUCUUGUAGCAGUUUUUGACCUUGGUGGUGGGACUUUUGAUGUUUCCAUUCUAGAGAUUUCCAAUGGUGUUUUUGAGGUGAAAGCAACGAAUGGUGACACAUUCUUGGGGGGAGAGGACUUUGACAAUACUCUGCUGGAGUUCUUGGUGGGUGAAUUCAAAAGAACUGAGGGAAUCGAUCUAUCAAAGGAUAAGCUGGCUCUCCAGAGACUUAGAGAAUCUGCGGAGAAGGCUAAGAUUGAACUAUCGUCAACAUCCCAGACUGAGAUCAACCUUCCAUUCAUCACAGCCGAUGCCUCUGGUGCAAAACACUUGAACAUUACCUUGACCAGAUCGAAAUUUGAGGCUUUGGUAAACAACUUGAUUGAAAGGACUAGGAACCCAUGCACAAACUGUGUGAAGGAUGCUGGCAUAAGUACCAAGGAUAUCGACGAGGUUCUUCUUGUGGGAGGAAUGACCCGUGUGCCAAAAGUGCAGGAAAUUGUGUCCCAAAUAUUUGGUAAGAGCCCAAGCAAAGGUGUAAACCCUGACGAGGCUGUUUCUAUGGGAGCUGCCAUCCAGGGUGGUAUUCUCCGGGGAGAUGUUAAGGAGUUGCUUCUCCUUGAUGUCACUCCUCUUUCGCUUGGUAUUGAGACUCUGGGCGGUAUUUUCACCAGAUUGAUCUCUAGGAACACAACCAUUCCAACAAAGAAAAGCCAGGUGUUCUCAACUGCAGCUGACAACCAAACUCAGGUGGGUAUAAAAGUAGUUCAAGGGGAGCGCGAGAUGGCGGCUGAUAACAAGCUCCUUGGUGAGUUUGAUCUUGUGGGCAUUCCACCAGCUCCUAGAGGCAUGCCUCAGAUCGAAGUCACGUUCGAUAUUGAUGCCAAUGGAAUCGUUACUGUAUUUGCGAAGGACAAGGCCACUGGAAAAGAGCAACAGAUUACAAUUAAGGGUACGGGAGGUCUUUCGGAAGAUCAGAUUAACAAGAUGGUCAAGGAAGCUGAGAUUCACGCCCAGAAGGAUCAAGAGAGGAAAACUCUGAUUGAUCUUAGAAACAGUGCGGACACCACCAUUUACAGUAUCGAGAAGAGCUUGAGUGAGUACCGGGACAAGGUGCCAAGUGAGGUGGCUUCUGAGAUUGAGUCUGCUGUUGCCGAUUUGAGGAUUGCAGUGGGGAAGGAUGACGUUGAUGAGAUUAAGGCGAAACUUGAUGCUGCGAAUAAAGCAGUUUCAAAGAUUGGACAGCACAUGUCUGGAGAUUCCACUGGUGGCGCUGCCUCUGGAGGCGGCUCUGAGGGUGGUGACCAAGCUCCUGAGGCGGAGUACAAGGAGGCAAGGAAGUAGGUAGCGAGGCAGUUAAAAAUGCAUAACAAUGAGAGAAUUCUUUUUAGUGUUGAACAGUUUAGGAUCUAAAACUUGGGGGACUAGGUGUAUUGCAAGUCCCUAAUUUUUGGGAUAAUUUCGGUGCGUAUUGAACCUAUAUUGAUGGGUAGAGAUUGCAGAAGAAUUUUUCCUGCUGAAAGUCUAGAUAUGUUUGGUGGUCAGAUGAUUGUUGCCUAUGGUAUUCUCUGAAGAUUACCCUUCUGAAUACGUAUUAUUUUCUGCUAUGGAGUAUCUUUUUUAA
Messenger RNA from Rhododendron vialii, 2473 nucleotides. RefSeq names its product heat shock 70 kDa protein, mitochondrial-like. The transcript has 6 exons. Gene Ontology annotation, biological process: protein refolding; cellular response to unfolded protein. NCBI's taxonomy places the organism in Eukaryota, Viridiplantae, Streptophyta, Magnoliopsida, Ericales, Ericaceae. Bases 148 to 2193 code for a protein of 681 amino acids. Gene Ontology annotation, molecular function: misfolded protein binding; ATP hydrolysis activity; ATP-dependent protein folding chaperone. The record is from RefSeq and is a predicted model, not a curated record. Gene Ontology annotation, cellular component: mitochondrion; cytoplasm.